Messenger RNA from Choloepus didactylus (southern two-toed sloth), 1975 nucleotides. RefSeq names its product cytosolic thiouridylase subunit 2 (gene CTU2). The record is from RefSeq and is a predicted model, not a curated record. Lineage: Eukaryota; Metazoa; Chordata; Mammalia; Pilosa; Megalonychidae. Gene Ontology annotation, biological process: tRNA wobble position uridine thiolation. Gene Ontology annotation, cellular component: cytosol. Bases 84 to 1799 code for a protein of 571 amino acids. The transcript is spliced from 14 exons. Gene Ontology annotation, molecular function: tRNA binding; sulfurtransferase activity.
GCCCCUCGCCCGGCCCGGGACGGCGCCGCGGUGACGCCAUCCGCACGCGCCCGCCGCCGCCAGCUGCGAGAGCCGGCACAGCCAUGUGCCAGGUGGGCGAGGACUACCGGGAGCCCCCGGCCGAGGAGCCGCCGCCACCGCGGCCUGGCCGUGAGCAGAAGUGUGUGAAAUGCAAGGAAGGCUUGCCGGUCCUGGUGAUCCGGGCAGGAGAUGCCUUCUGCAGGGACUGUUUUAAGGCGUAUUACGUUCACAAGUUCAGAGCCGUGCUGGGGAAGAACCGGCUCAUCUUUCCAGGCGAGAAGGUUCUUCUGGCUUGGUCUGGGGGCCCUUCGUCCAGUUCCAUGGUCUGGCAGGUCCUGGAGGGUCUGAGUCGAGAGUCCGCCAAAAGGCUACGCUUUGUGCCUGGGGUCGUCUAUGUUGACGAGGGGGCCGCCUGCGGCCAGAGCCCAGAGGACAGAGCAAAGACCCUGGCCGAGAUGACCUCAAUCCUGCAGGCUGUGGGCUUUCCAUGGCACACCGUCGCCUUGGAAGAGGUGGGCGGCUUGUCUGGGUAUGAGGACCCUGCCCACUCCCCGCCCAGCAGGGAGUCCCUCUGGUGGCCUGAGGGUGCAGGGCAGGCUGGGGGCCGGGGGGCCCUGUGGCCUCUGAUGCUGCAUCCCGCUGGCUCUCCCCGUGCCCGGAAGGUGUUUGGCCUGCCCCCAUCGGCGCUGCGCUGCUUCGCCCAGGAACUGGCUGGGGGUGAGGAAGCCUACAAGGCAGCCGUGGACACGUUCAUCCAGCAGCAGCACGGGCUGGGGGCUGAGGGCGCCGGGCACAGCCCCUGCCCAGCGCUGGUGGAGGAGCAGCAGAGCCCGCCCAGGCCACCCCCGGCCGCCCAGACUGAGGCCCUGACCAGACUUUUUGACUCAGUGAAGACGCUGACGGCCAAGGAGGAGCUCCUGCAGGCCCUCCGGACCCACCUGAUCCUGCAUGUGGCCCGAGCCCACCACUACUCCAAGGUGCUGACGGGGGAGAGCUGCACGCGCCUGGCCAUCAAGCUCAUGAUCAGCCUGGCCCUGGGGAGAGGGGCCUUCCUCGCCUGGGAUACGGGCUUCUCGGAUGACCGGCACGGGGACGUGGUGGUCGCAAGGCCCAUGCGGGACCACACCCUGAAGGAGGUCGCCUUCUACAACCACCUGUUUGCCGUCCCGUCCGUCUUCACGCCAGCCAUCGACACCCAGGCCCCCGACAGAGCCAGCAUCCACCGGCUGAUGGAGGCCUUCGUGCUCCGGCUGCAGGCCCAGUUCCCUUCCACAGUCAGCACUGUGUACAGGACGAGCGAGAAGCUGGCCAAGGCGCCCAGAGACAAGCAAGCCACAGACUCUGCCAGCCGCUGCCUCCUCUGCAUGUGCACCUUGGACAUUGACCACGCGGACAGUGCCACAGCCUUCGGGGCCCAGACCUCCAUCUCGCUGGCUCAGGCCGAGGCUCCCGCGGCAUCCUGCUGCUUCCCAGGGGCCGGCGGGGCCCAGAGCUGCUGUGGGGAUGCCAGGCCCUGCGGGAGGGGGAGCCUCCGAGCCCACGUGGCCGAGCAGCUGUGCUAUGGCUGCCGCGUGAACCUGAAGGACCUGCCCUCCGUGGACCCCCUCCCACCCUACAUCCUGGCCGAGGCCCAGCUCCGCAGCCAGAGGGCUUGGGUGCAGCAGGAGAUCCAGGAGUGUCUGAUCGAGGACAGUGAGGACGAAGUGGAGACAGGCAGAGCUGAGCCCAGGACGCAGCCCCCUGGACCCAGCAGGACAGAGCAGAGCAGCCCCGGCUGAGUGUCCUGCCUGCUGCCCUCCCCGAGCCCCAGACACAGUGGCCCCGUGGGGGCACCACCGCAUGGGGAAGAGUGGGCCACGCCGAGCAGUAGGGCAGGGGUGAGGCCGGCUCCACUGAGGCUGUCCCCUAGCAUCGCUGUUCCAUUUGUAUAAAUAAAAAUGACUUUACUUAGAAA